AUGUUUCCCGGUGUUUCUCGAAAAAUCUAUGUAGUUAAUGCGUACUCUUCAAUAAUAAUGCAAGCUUACCGUCUCAUCCAGUACGUCCUUACUAAGAAGAGCAGAGAAGCGUUUGAGUUUUUGGAUAGUGAAUGGUGUUCACGUCUAAAAGCUGAAAUAGGUGAAGAAAAUAUUCUACCAUACUGGGGAGGAACUAUGGCAACCGAUCAGCCGACCGGCUCUAUUCGGAUGGGUGGCGAACCACCGCAGCAAGUUAUGUAA
This is a messenger RNA of Gongylonema pulchrum, 261 nucleotides long. NCBI's taxonomy places the organism in Eukaryota, Metazoa, Nematoda, Chromadorea, Rhabditida, Gongylonematidae. The record is from the annotation of a GenBank genome assembly.